Molecule: messenger RNA, 1504 nt
Organism: Linum trigynum
Lineage: Eukaryota; Viridiplantae; Streptophyta; Magnoliopsida; Malpighiales; Linaceae
Source: the annotation of a GenBank genome assembly
CUGAAGAAAAAAAACAACAUGGAACACCGUGCUUCCUCCCGCUGCCGGCAACGCCACCACCCCCCUCCGGCCACCCAAUCUCCCUCGCCGGCCGGCCGCCUCGUCCGCAGCAAGAGCGGUGCCGAAAUCAACAACAGCGAGUCCCAGCAGCGGCUCAACGCCGCAACCCGAUCGAGAUCCACCACCAGAUCCCGAGACCCGAAAUUCGAGACCAGCCUGAACACCUCCACGUCAUCGCUGCCGUCCACCUGCCGGAGGAAGCACGGCCGCGGCGGAGAUGUGAGUCCCGCCGGUGGGGGGAGUCGAGAUGGGCUCGUCAGGUUCGUCCAGCGCGGGGACGGCCCACGUAACUACAUCACUAGCUCAACCAGGCCCAAUACUAAGCUGGGCCGGAUAUCUCCUUCUGCAUGGGCUUUAUCCCCGGGAAGGCCCAAUAACUUCCGAGCGCCGCCGCCACCGCCGCCGCCGGAAUCGCCGGGAGUGAAAAAGAGACGCGGCAGUGGGGGCGUGGGGAUGGUGAGCGGGGUUUUGAAUUACUUCCGGCAGAAGAAGGUCUCGUCCGCGAAAGACGAGGAUCGCCACGGGUUUAGGGUUCUGAACAGCAGGCUGGUUCAGUGGAGAUACGCCAACGCUCGAGCCGAGGCUGUGAUGGCGGCGCGGAGCCGAGCCGCGAGCGGGAAAAUCUUCCACGUGUGGCUGAAGGUGGCGGAGAAGCGGAAGGGCGUAUUGGAGAAACGGCUCGAGAUUCAGAGGCUGAAGCACGGGCUGAAGCUGGGCCGGGUGCUGGGCCCGCAGCUGGGCCUGCUGAGCGAGUGGGGGAAAAUGGAGGGCAAAAACGUCGAGGCGGUGAGCCGGGUGGCCCGGAAGCUCUCCGCCUUGUCUCUCAAGCUUCCUUUGCAUGACGACGUCAAGGGCGACGUGGAGUCGGUAGGGGAAGCUUUAAGUAUGGCAAUGGGAGUGAUGGAUGGUAUACAAGAGCUGCUAAGCAAAUUCUUCUCACAGCUGGAGAGAAAUCUGUACUUGUUAACGGAGCUAACAAGCAGCGUAGAGAACCAAAACGAGAGAUUACAAGAGAUGGACAAAAUCGUAUCCAUGCUUGCUCACUUACUGGAGUGGGAGAAGAACGUGCGAGUAGAAGUGUUGCGCAUGGUGGAUAAGUCCUGGUGGGAUGGAACAAAGAGCUGUGCCCUUAUGAUGGUGGACAGUAAAGGUCCAGGCCCAAUCCCAAGCCCAAGAAUCUGAGUGGGUCGAUAUAUAGUCCAUCAAACCAGAAAACUUCAUCCCAAGCAGCCAAGCUCUGCACAUUUUUCUGCAGAAAAACAAGAGUGAAAUGGGACGUAAUUAAGCUCGAAGAAAUUAUAUUCAUGCAGUUGGCUUGCAUGUGGGGAAGAGAGUGAACGGAGUUGGGCCCCAAAGAUAGGGGUGGCUAUACGGUCGGGUUAAAUUGGACCAAAUUAAUCCGGUUCCAGUCCAGUUUUUUCGGGAAUAUAAGGACCAAAGAUUG